Molecule: messenger RNA, 842 nt
Organism: Gastrolobium bilobum
Lineage: Eukaryota; Viridiplantae; Streptophyta; Magnoliopsida; Fabales; Fabaceae
Exons: 7
Coding region: 477-842 (121 amino acids)
Source: RefSeq, a predicted model, not a curated record
AUAGGCUCAACCCUCUUCUCUAGUUCUCUUCUUCGAUUUUGAAGGGAAAAUUCAUCCCAAUCCCAACCAAAUUGGGGUUUUUGCUUUGAAGGACCCUUCUUUGCUUAUUCGGUGACUUUAUUGCAGGAUCACAAUUGCUCAUUUCUGUGGUGCCGAUCACAGGUUUCUUUCAAAACUUGGGUUCUUCCUCAAAUAAAAAAGCAUCAUGUACUAUAUUUUACCAAAACUGAUGCCAAGAUUUCCAAUAAUGGCAUUCCUGAGGAGGUUCAAAAACUGCGGUGCCGUGUAAAUUAAAAAGCUUUGAGAUUCACUCCACAAAUAGAACAUGUUGGGAAGAAUAGUGUGAAAAUUCUAAAGAAAAAAGGUCAUUUCUUAGUGCUUCACCUAAGAUACGAAAAGGACAUGUUGACAUUCACUGGUUGCUAUGAAGGUUGCAAUGAGACAAAAAUGGAAGAAUUAACCAAAAUGAUAUUAGCAUGCUAUUCAUCUUCAAUCUUGAGAAAAUGAUGGGCCACCUUCUGAAUCUACUCCACGGAACAGUUCUGUUAAACAAUUUCUGCUUCUUUGACAGCCCUAAAUUGCUCAAACAAAAAAAAUGUUCCUAUAAUGGAAAAGUUGCAAAAUUUCAGAAAUAUAAUGGUGCCUCACUGGCUUUGCAAGACAAUGGGGAGUUUGCAGAUCAUGUUGCUAGCUCGUUUAACCAUAAGAUUUACGUUAGCAAUGGAGGAGAGUUGAAUGAUAGUCCUCAUAUGCAAAAUCUUAGAGAAUUUCCUAGGGAAGAGCUUUUUGGAAAAGUUGUCAUGUCGGAGCGAAGGAGAUCCUGGUCAGUGAUUGGAAUAUGA